This is a messenger RNA of Branchiostoma belcheri (Belcher's lancelet), 797 nucleotides long. Its product is annotated as zinc finger protein 678-like. The coding region runs from base 171 to 797 and encodes 208 amino acids. The transcript has a single exon. NCBI's taxonomy places the organism in Eukaryota, Metazoa, Chordata, Leptocardii, Amphioxiformes, Branchiostomatidae. The record is from RefSeq and is a predicted model, not a curated record. Gene Ontology annotation, cellular component: PcG protein complex; transcription regulator complex. Gene Ontology annotation, molecular function: RNA polymerase II cis-regulatory region sequence-specific DNA binding; DNA-binding transcription factor activity, RNA polymerase II-specific. Gene Ontology annotation, biological process: regulation of transcription by RNA polymerase II.
GGGAAAACUUUAUUCCAUAGUCCAGUAGUGCUGAAAGGAAAAAAACAGGAUUCUGUAGUCCAAUAGUGCUGAAAUAAGGAAAAACAGGAUUCCAUAUUACAGAAGUGCGUAGAGGGAAAUAGUCUGAAGUCUCAUAGUCAUAGUGAGGAGGCAAAUUCAGUUUUGUUACGAUGGCAACAAAGAGUGGAGGUGCCAACAAAGCAUCGAAAGCGGAAUUUGCCAACAGGGUGGCUGCCACCAAAGCCUACAGGUGUGAGGAGUGCAGCAGGGAGUUUCGUUAUCUAUGUGCUCUGAAGAGACACAUGCGGACUCACACAGGAGAGAAACCCUACAGGUGUGAGGAGUGCAGCAUGCAGUUCGGUGAGAUGGGAAAUCUAAAAAGGCACAUGCAUACUCACACUGGAGAGAAACGCUACAAGUGUGAGGAGUGCAGCAUGCAGUUCGGUGAGAUGGGAAAUCUAAAAAGGCACAUGCAUACUCACACUGGAGAGAAACGCUACAAGUGUGAGGAGUGCAGCAAGCAGUUCAGAGAGCUUGGUCAUCUGAAAAAACACAUGCUGACUCACACAGGGGAGAAACCCUACAAGUGUGAGGAAUGCAGCAAGCAGUUCAGAGAGCUUGGUCAUCUGAAAAACCACAUGCUGACUCACACAGGGGAGAAACCCUACAGGUGUGAGGAGUGCAGCAAGCAGUUUAGUCGGCUGGAUGACUUGAAAAGACACAUGCGAACUCACCGGGAGAGAAACCCUACACGUGUGAGGAGUGCAGCAGGCAGUUUAGUGUGCAGUGUAAUCUGA